AUGGAAGUCGUCAUGAGCUAUCUAAAUGUAACGCGUGGUGUCUUGAACCUUUACUUCAGUUACCAUCUAUUAUAUUCAGUCUGCCUGCUUGUGCUUUUUAGGGGCCUUUUCCCACAUUUCUCUCUAUGCUACAUUUCACCUCUUUGUCCCUCCCUUAACCCAGCUCUCUUUCUCUCUCUCUCUCUCUACCUACCUAACCCUCCAUUCUCUUUCUUCAGUCGCUCUCAAUGGCCAGGAAAAUUACUUCAGCUUGCCCAUGAUUUAGAACCUCUCGGUGCCUUUGCCAGCGUGGAGACUAGUGGAAUAACUCGGCAUGGGGUUUCUCUCUCUCUCUCUCUUUCUUUAUUGUUUUGCCUUCAUUUUUUCAUGUCUUUGCUUACUUUAAUCUUUUUCCUUUUCUUCUUCUCUUUCUCUCUCCUUUUUCAUUCCUCUUUCCUCUUGGCUAUCUCUAUUCCUUCCAUUCCUUUUUUUCUUUCAUUUUUAGUUCGUUUUUCUCUUUUACUUUUCUUGAGUCUGUUUAUUUUGUUACCUUAUUAUUUUUGUUUCUGUCUCUCUUUAUUCUUUCUCUUUUACGUUUAUUGUUUCUCAUUCUCUUACUUUUUUCUCUUUCUUUAUUCUUUUCCUUCCUUGUCUCUUUUCAUUCUUUUGUCGUACUCUUUCCCUUUUCUUUUGUCUUUCUAUUCUUCAUUAUUUUCUUGUGUCUCUACUUCUUUCUUCUUUGUUUUCUUUAUUCUUUCAUUUCUCUUUUAUCUUGUCUUCUUCUUCUUUUCUUUCACUCUUUCUUUUUCUUCAGGAUUUCUUUCUGACUUAAUCUUCUUUUUCCCUUCUAUCUUCCACUUUCUUUCUUUCUUUCUUUCUUUCUUUCUUUCUUUCUUUCAUUGCCACUUUCACAUUCUGAUUAUGUUUACAUUUUCUGUUUUCUUCAUUCUUUCAAAAUCUGCUUGA
Messenger RNA from Acanthosepion pharaonis, 945 nucleotides. The record is from the annotation of a GenBank genome assembly. Lineage: Eukaryota; Metazoa; Mollusca; Cephalopoda; Sepiida; Sepiidae.